Messenger RNA from Coccidioides immitis RS, 1209 nucleotides. Its product is annotated as methionine synthase. The transcript has 3 exons. The coding region runs from base 1 to 1209 and encodes 402 amino acids. Lineage: Eukaryota; Fungi; Ascomycota; Eurotiomycetes; Onygenales; Onygenaceae. The record is from RefSeq and is a predicted model, not a curated record. Gene Ontology annotation, molecular function: 5-methyltetrahydropteroyltriglutamate-homocysteine S-methyltransferase activity; zinc ion binding.
AUGGAUGUUAAGGCUUCUCGAAACCCGCCCUUCCGGGCAGAACACCUAGGCUCCCUGCUUAGGACUGAUGAGUUGCUUCAAAAGCGAGCAGCCGUUGACAAAGGGACAGCAUCAGCAGCAGAACUGGAGCCACUGGAAGAUCGCGACAUCAGAGAAAUUGUCGAUCUCCAGCGGAAAUUGGGGUUUCACGGCAUUACAGAUGGCGAAUAUCGGCGACAUAUGUUUUGGGGAUCGUUUUGGCCUGGCCUCGAAGGGAUGACGGAGCUGAAAAAUCCUGAGCCUGAAACUUUUCGCCCCUAUCUUCCUGAUGUCGCUGCGUUCACGGAAAAAGGGUACAGGCCAGGAGAGAGUGUUAUUUGCACUGGUAAGAUCAAACAUGUGGGGAGCACAUAUUUGAAGGAGCUGGACUACCUCAAAAGCCUUGUCCCAGCCGACGACGUUAAGAGCCUCAAGCUUACCUUGCCGGCGCCAAAUUGGUAUCAUCUACGAUACAAGGAGGGUCGUGCAUAUCCAAAGCAUGUGUAUCCGUCCGACGACGAGUUCUUCGCAGACGUGGCCAAAGCGUAUCAAACGGAACUGCAGCUUCUGUACGACGCAGGGCUAAGGAAUGUGCAGAUCGAUGAUCCUAACCUCGCGUAUUUCUGCAGUGAGAGCAUGCUUGCAGGAUGGAAAGCAGACCCACUGAACAAAGGCAGUGCGGACGAGCUGUUGGAUGCCUAUAUUGAGCUUUACAACGACUGCCUAAGCAAGAGGCCGGCAGACAUGCACGUGGGUCUUCACAUAUGUAGGGGCAACUUCGUCAACAGCCGCCACUUUUCGGAAGGGGGAUAUGACAGAAUCGCGACGAGGCUGUUUAAAAAGCUCAACGUGGACACGUACUAUCUGGAGUACGACACUCCACGGGCUGGGGGGUUUGAGCCCUUGGUGCAUGUGCCCAAGGGUAAGAAUGUCAUUGUUGGGGUGAUAACCAGCAAGUUCCCUGAGCUGGAGGAAGAAGCGGAGAUGAGAAGACGAGUGUUAAAGGCAGCGGAGUUUAUGGCCAGGGGGAGCGGCGAGUCGGUGGAAGAGGCGUUGGACCGACUGGGACUGAGCCCACAGUGUGGGUUUGCCAGCCACAGCUCCGGAAAUGCCGUUGAUAGGGGUGAUAUGGUUAACAAGCUCAAGCUGGUGAGACGGGUAGCAGAUAGCCUUUGGCCAGGACAGCCGUAA